Molecule: messenger RNA, 2577 nt
Organism: Balearica regulorum gibbericeps (East African grey crowned-crane)
Lineage: Eukaryota; Metazoa; Chordata; Aves; Gruiformes; Gruidae
Source: RefSeq, a predicted model, not a curated record
UGUCCAAAAUCCUUAAUAUUACCUAGAUCUUGUACGAGUGCCACAACCAGGCUAGUUGAGCAGAAUGUAUACAAUGAAGCGGCUCAGGGAAUAAAUGGAAGUGUGCCAGUCAAACAGUCCCCACGUUCAGCUUCAAAUCCAAAGCCACAAGUGCCUCCAAAGCCAAUUCAUCUGCAGAAGGUGUCACCUGUUACAUACCAAACCCCUAGACAUACAGCUUUAUCACAUCAGAAACCAAGAAUGGAGGAAGAGACACCCACCCCUGUUUCUAGUGUCACAAAGGAAAAGUCCAGUAAAGUGUCAGAUCUCAUCAAUCGUUUUGAGGGAGGCAGCCCGUUAAAUCCUAGUGAUUUGAAGAAAGAUUCCUCUGUUCUCCACAUUUCUAAAUCUCAAGGAAGAUAUGGGUCAACACCAUCACCUCAGCCAAAACUCCCCUCCCAGCACCCACUACAAAAACAAGGAAACAGUAAUACCGACAAAACUCAGGUUGCACAGCUGCACACAGCCAACGGAGUAGUAGCACAAGACCAGACAGAAGAUGAGGACGGAAGAUUACCUGAUCGUGACUCCACUAUGUCCACCCCUGUUCCAGAUAAUGCCAUCAACAGCGGCUUGAUAAAUGGGGAAAGAGAAAGUACUUCCAGAGAGUCAUUGCAAAGUAUGACUGCCUGUGAAGGACAGAUGCUUAACAGCUGCUACAGGACUCCAAGCAGUGAUACACUGCUCUCAUCUGAAAAUGAAACUCUAGAAAUUAAUACUAAUGUGAAGGAAGAACCAACUGAGGAAGUCAGUAAGCAAGAUCAACCUGUAGAAACAAAGGAGACAGAUGAACAGAAACGGCACAAAAUUGCCAGUGAACUUCUGCAAACAGAAAAAGCCUACGUUAGCCGACUUGACCUCCUAGAUAGGGUAUUCUAUUCCAGACUCCUUGAAGAAGCCAACAGAGGUUCGUUUCCAGCUGAAGUGAUUAACAAAAUCUUUUCUAAUAUUUCAUCGAUAAAUGUCUUCCACAGUAAAUUCUUACUUCCAGAACUUGAGAAAAGAAUGCAAGAAUGGACUACCACCCCCAGAAUUGGAGAUAUUCUGCAAAAGUUAGCUCCUUUCCUCAAGAUGUAUGGAGAGUACGUGAAGAAUUUUGAUAAUGCAAUGGAAUUGGUGAAAACAUGGACUGAACGGUCACCUCAAUUCAAAUUCAUUAUUCAAGACAUUCAGAAGGAAAAAGUGUGUGGAAAUUUGACAUUGCAACAUCACAUGCUAGAACCCGUACAACGCAUUCCACGCUACGAGAUGCUUCUAAAGGACUACCUAAGGAAAUUGCCUCAGGAUUCCCUAGACUGGAAAGAUGCUGAAAAAUCCCUGGAAAUUAUAUCCACUGCAGCAAGUCACUCUAAUAGUGCAAUAAGAAAAAUGGAGAAUCUAAAGAAAUUGUUAGAGAUAUACGAGAUGCUGGGAGAAGAGGAAGACAUUGUGAACCCUUCAAAUGAACUGAUAAAAGAAGGACAGAUCCUUAAACUCGCUGCUCGCAAUACGUCUGCUCAAGAACGAUAUCUUUUCCUAUUCAACAAUAUGUUGCUCUACUGCGUCCCCAAAUUCAGCUUGGUAGGAUCAAAGUUCUCAGUUCGAACCAGAGUUGGCAUAGAUGGUAUGAAGAUUAUAGAAACUCAUAAUGAAGAAUAUCCACACACUUUUCAAGUGUCUGGAAAAGAGCGAACACUGGAGUUGCAGGCCAGUUCUGAACAAGAUAAGGAAGAAUGGAUAAAGGCGCUUCAGAAUACUAUAGAAGCUUUUCAGCAGAGGAAUGAAACUUUCAGAAACGCUAUUGCUAAAGAAUAUGAAGACAUGCCUGUUGAGGUUUCUAACGCUGAGCUUGGGAAGAGAGCACCGAGGUGGAUACGUGACAAUGAAGUAACCAUGUGCAUGAAAUGCAAGGAGCCUUUUAAUGCACUGACCAGGAGAAGGCACCACUGCCGAGCCUGUGGACACGUGGUUUGCUGGAAAUGUUCUGAUUAUAAGGCACAUCUCGAAUAUGAUGGUAAUAAAUUGAACAAAGUCUGUAAGGACUGCUAUCAUGUUAUAACUGGCUGUACAGACAGUGAAGAAAAGAAGAAGAAAGGCAUCUUGGAGAUUGAAUCUGCAGAAGUCUCUGGAAAUAGUGUCAUAUGUAGCUUUCUUCAGUACAUGGAAAAAUCAAAGCCCUGGCAGAAAGCAUGGUGUGUUAUACCUAAACAGGAAGCUCUUGUGCUGUACAUGUAUGGUGCUCCGCAGGACGUUAAAGCCUUGGCUACGAUUCCACUUCUGGGCUAUACAGUAGAUGACACCCCAAGAAGUGCUGACCUCCCGCACAGCUUCAAACUGACCCAGUCUAAGUCUGUGCACAGCUUUGCUGCGGACAAUGAGGAACUAAAACAGAAAUGGCUAAAAGUCAUCCAUUUAGCUGUCAAAGGUGAGACAACAGAAUGUCAAAAUGAACUGCAAAUGAAUUUAGAAGAGCAACCUGAAUCUUCUAAAACAUUUGAAUGCUGAAGCUCAAGAACACAUGGUAUUUUCAAAAGAUUUCAAUUGAAUUUGGGGUUAACC